AUGUCAGGAACACAGUGUGAUCCCGCGCCACAGAUCGGAGGACCACUGAGGCUCUUGUUAUCCGCAACGGAUGGCCAGGACGGAUCGAUCCAGGUCACUCACGCAGAACAAGUCAAUGCGGUUUCAAGCACGGAGGGAGACUGCCGACGGCAGUGUGGGUUCCUUGACUUCGAGUCGCUGAAGUCAUCCGAGCACGCUCUCCAGGACCUAUGUGGGGUCACCAUGACUGUUUUUAGUUUGUUAAGCCUCACACCAGCAACCAGGUACAGAAAGAGCGACAUUUCAGCUGAGGACAAACUCACCCUCUUCCUUAUGAAGCUUAAACUGGGGAUCAGCUUCACUGCACUAGCCGCCCUCUUCUCGGUCCACAAGACGACAGCGUCUCGAACAUUCAAAACACUACUGGACAUUCUAAGUGUGAGGCUCGAGCGCUGGGUGUUUGUGCCAGCUCGAGACAUCAUCAAUGAGUCGCUGCCACCGGCCUUCAAAACACACUAUCCAGGCUGUACAUUUAUCAUAGAUUGCACAGAGAUUCGUACUGAAACUCCCUCCGACCCUGAGCAGCAGCACUACAUGUACUCGAGUUACAAGAGUGGCUACACCAUCAAAUUACUAAUUGGCAUAAUUCCUAAUGGCAUGAUUUCAUUCGUAUCUAAAAUCUAUGGGGGGCGACAGAGUGACAGUCACAUCACAGUAAAUUCAGGGUUUUUAUCUUUGGUUCAACCCGGCGAUGUCGUUUUAAGCGACAGGGGCUUUCCCAGCAUCCGGACUACCAUGGCUGAGAAGGGUGCUGUGCUUGUCAUGCUGCCUUUCUCAGUUGGAGGUCAGCAGCUUUCCCAAGAGGACAUGGACAACACCUUCCACAUUGCGCAGGUCCGCAUCCAUGUGGAGAGAGUAAUUCAAAGGCUGAAAAAUUUCCACAUUUUGAAACACAGAAUCCCGCUCACUCUAAUCCCACAAAUGGACCAGGUCGUCCAAGUAUGCUCCGCUCUUGUUAACAUGCAGACACCAAUUAUAAAGAAAUAA
Ixodes scapularis (black-legged tick) is the source of this 1026-nucleotide messenger RNA. RefSeq lists its product as uncharacterized. The transcript is spliced from 3 exons. The record is from RefSeq and is a predicted model, not a curated record. The coding region runs from base 1 to 1026 and encodes 341 amino acids. Lineage: Eukaryota; Metazoa; Arthropoda; Arachnida; Ixodida; Ixodidae.